Molecule: messenger RNA, 6417 nt
Organism: Saccostrea echinata
Lineage: Eukaryota; Metazoa; Mollusca; Bivalvia; Ostreida; Ostreidae
Product: IgGFc-binding protein-like
Exons: 30
Cellular component (GO): extracellular matrix
Source: RefSeq, a predicted model, not a curated record
UACGACGUAGAUUGCUCCAGAAAAUGCGGUCCCAAUGCUGUUUGGAAGAAGAGACGAAGAGGCAGAGGAGGCAAAUGUCGAUGCAAGAGAGGUUAUCGUGGAAAUCCAAAGAAGGGAGGAUGUACUGCUUCUUGUGUAUGCCGAGCUUCUGGAGACCCACACUAUUCUACAUAUGACGGUCAGAAAAUCCACUUCAUGGGCACUUGCAAGUACACGCUGACAAGAACAUUGGGAAAGCAACCCUGUGCCUUUAACAUCAUGGUGUACAACGAAAGACGAAACAACAAGAAAUCAGUGUCCUAUACCAAACAAGUGGAUGUGGAAAUUGGCAACAACAGAGUUUCACUAUUCAAAGGCAAGAUAUCCCAGGUCAAUGAAAGAAAUGUAAACAUCACACAAAUGCCCUUUGAAAAAGAUGGCAUUUUGUUGACGACUGUAGGGCGCCGUUUCGUCAAACUUCAAUCACCAUCUUGUGGAUUGACCGUGCUUUGGGAUGGCAAGCAUUCUGUGGAAGUUUCUGCCGACAAGGGUAAGUACGGCGGCAAAAUGACUGGAAUCUGUGGGGACUGCAAUGGAAAGAGAGAUGACUUCCGCUUGGCCAAUGGAACAAAUGUAUCACGAUUGCCAGCAAAGGAAAAGUACAGAGAAAUCGGAGAUAGUUAUCGCGUGACAGAUGCAAAGAGUCCUAUAUCUGCAUGUGGUCCUACACCGGCAUUUUCAAGUUGCACUCCGGAACAGACAAAGAGAUUCAGUUCCAAUGAAGCUUGUGGAUUGAUGGAGAGUACAUCCGACGAAAAUCCAUUCAAGGAAUGCGUCAAAUGGAUGAAAACGACUAAAGAUGCGGACGGAAACAGUCCAUUUUCUUCUUGUCUUAUUGAUGCAUGCAACAACGACGGAGCGAAGUUGAAGACAGUGACCUGCCCCGCGCUGGAGGAAUUCGAAGAAAUAUGUGUAGAGAAUGGCUAUGCCCCACCAGAGGAUAAUAUCUGGCGAAACAUCACUUCCUGUUCAUUGACAGAGGUUGAAAAAUGCCAUAAAAAUGAGGAGUACGUAGAAGAUGGAAGUGGAUGUCCCAACACAUGCCUGUCCCCAAAGGCGGAAGAAACCUGUUCUGAUCCUGAUGUUGCAGGGUGUCAGUGUAAGAAAGGUUUUGUGAGAGAUGGAGAUAUCUGCAUACCUGUCAGUCAAUGUGGAUGCACUCUACUGAAGAAACGCGUUCCUGUAAAUUCGAGCAUACUUUCAGUAGACUGCAAACAGAGAAUUUCAUGCACUCUGAGGAACGGUGUUCCAAAAGUUAUAGAAGAACCAGCAAAGUGUAGAACUGACGAAAUAUGUCUGAAUCUAAAAGGAAGAGGGGAAUGUAAAAAAGCCCCAGCCAUCGUCGCUGAAGCACCCAUUCCUCCUCCUAAAGCUAGCUCACCUGAAACUGGCCGUAAAUGUAAAAAAGAGAAAAAGGUUGUGAGAUGUGCAAGCCGUAGAUUACAACUCAGUAGUGGUCGACAGAAGGAGAUCAAGAAGCUUUGUAGACUGGGGAAUACCAGAGAAAUUGAAGACGUCAGAGUCCAACUGGUCAAGCAAGAUAAAGUGUCUAAACCUUGCAUCAACAAAAAGUCGUUUCGCUUACUCAAGAGGAAAGGGAGAUGGCAUUUGGAAGUUCGCAAUGGUUGUCGAGGGAAAUUCAAGAUCCGAUAUCGCAGGAAAAUUUACGACGUAGAUUGCUCCAGAAAAUGCGGUCCCAAUGCUGUUUGGAAGAAGAGACGAAGAGGCAGAGGAGGCAAAUGUCGAUGCAAGAGAGGUUAUCGUGGAAAUCCAAAGAAGGGAGGAUGUACUGCUUCUUGUGUAUGCCGAGCUUCUGGAGACCCACACUAUUCUACAUAUGACGGUCAGAAAAUCCACUUCAUGGGCACUUGCAAGUACACGCUGACAAGAACAUUGGGAAAGCAACCCUGUGCCUUUAACAUCAUGGUGUACAACGAAAGACGAAACAACAAGAAAUCAGUGUCCUAUACCAAACAAGUGGAUGUGGAAAUUGGCAACAACAGAGUUUCACUAUUCAAAGGCAAGAUAUCCCAGGUCAAUGAAAGAAAUGUAAACAUCACACAAAUGCCCUUUGAAAAAGAUGGCAUUUUGUUGACGACUGUAGGGCGCCGUUUCGUCAAACUUCAAUCACCAUCUUGUGGAUUGACCGUGCUUUGGGAUGGCAAGCAUUCUGUGGAAGUUUCUGCCGACAAGGGUAAGUACGGCGGCAAAAUGACUGGAAUCUGUGGGGACUGCAAUGGAAAGAGAGAUGACUUCCGCUUGGCCAAUGGAACAAAUGUAUCACGAUUGCCAGCAAAGGAAAAGUACAGAGAAAUCGGAGAUAGUUAUCGCGUGACAGAUGCAAAGAGUCCUAUAUCUGCAUGUGGUCCUACACCGGCAUUUUCAAGUUGCACUCCGGAACAGACAAAGAGAUUCAGUUCCAAUGAAGCUUGUGGAUUGAUGGAGAGUACAUCCGACGAAAAUCCAUUCAAGGAAUGCGUCAAAUGGAUAAAAACGACUAAAGAUGCGGACGGAAACAGUCCAUUUUCUUCUUGUCUUAUUGAUGCAUGCAACAACGACGGAGCGAAGUUGAAGACAGUGACCUGCCCCGCGCUGGAGGAAUUCGAAGAAAUAUGUGUAGAGAAUGGCUAUGCCCCACCAGAGGAUAAUAUCUGGCGAAACAUCACUUCCUGUUCAUUGACAGAGGUUGAAAAAUGCCAUAAAAAUGAGGAGUACGUAGAAGAUGGAAGUGGAUGUCCCAACACAUGCCUGUCCCCAAAGGCGGAAGAAACCUGUUCUGAUCCUGAUGUUGCAGGGUGUCAGUGUAAGAAAGGUUUUGUGAGAGAUGGAGAUAUCUGCAUACCUGUCAGUCAAUGUGGAUGCACUCUACUGAAGAAACGCGUUCCUGUAAAUUCGAGCAUACUUUCAGUAGACUGCAAACAGAGAAUUUCAUGCACUCUGAGGAACGGUGUUCCAAAAGUUAUAGAAGAACCAGCAAAGUGUAGAACUGACGAAAUAUGUUUGAAUCUAAAAGGAAGAGGGGAAUGUAAAAAAGCCCCAGCCAUCGUCGCUGAAGCACCCAUUCCUCCUCCUAAAGCUAGCUCACCUGAAACUGGCCGUAAAUGUAAAAAAGAGAAAAAGGUUGUGAGAUGUGCAAGCCGUAGAUUACAACUCAGUAGUGGUCGACAGAAGGAGAUCAAGAAGCUUUGUAGACUGGGGAAUACCAGAGAAAUUGAAGACGUCAGAGUCCAACUGGUCAAGCAAGAUAAAGUGUCUAAACCUUGCAUCAACAAAAAGUCGUUUCGCUUACUCAAGAGGAAAGGGAGAUGGCAUUUGGAAGUUCGCAAUGGUUGUCGAGGGAAAUUCAAGAUCCGAUAUCGCAGGAAAAUUUACGACGUAGAUUGCUCCAGAAAAUGCGGUCCCAAUGCUGUUUGGAAGAAGAGACGAAGAGGCAGAGGAGGCAAAUGUCGAUGCAAGAGAGGUUAUCGUGGAAAUCCAAAGAAGGGAGGAUGUACUGCUUCUUGUGUAUGCCGAGCUUCUGGAGACCCACACUAUUCUACAUAUGACGGUCAGAAAAUCCACUUCAUGGGCACUUGCAAGUACACGCUGACAAGAACAUUGGGAAAGCAACCCUGUGCCUUUAACAUCAUGGUGUACAACGAAAGACGAAACAACAAGAAAUCAGUGUCCUAUACCAAACAAGUGGAUGUGGAAAUUGGCAACAACAGAGUUUCACUAUUCAAAGGCAAGAUAUCCCAGGUCAAUGAAAGAAAUGUAAACAUCACACAAAUGCCCUUUGAAAAAGAUGGCAUUUUGUUGACGACUGUAGGGCGCCGUUUCGUCAAACUUCAAUCACCAUCUUGUGGAUUGACCGUGCUUUGGGAUGGCAAGCAUUCUGUGGAAGUUUCUGCCGACAAGGGUAAGUACGGCGGCAAAAUGACUGGAAUCUGUGGGGACUGCAAUGGAAAGAGAGAUGACUUCCGCUUGGCCAAUGGAACAAAUGUAUCACGAUUGCCAGCAAAGGAAAAGUACAGAGAAAUCGGAGAUAGUUAUCGCGUGACAGAUGCAAAGAGUCCUAUAUCUGCAUGUGGUCCUACACCGGCAUUUUCAAGUUGCACUCCGGAACAGACAAAGAGAUUCAGUUCCAAUGAAGCUUGUGGAUUGAUGGAGAGUACAUCCGACGAAAAUCCAUUCAAGGAAUGCGUCAAAUGGAUGAAAACGACUAAAGAUGCGGACGGAAACAGUCCAUUUUCUUCUUGUCUUAUUGAUGCAUGCAACAACGACGGAGCGAAGUUGAAGACAGUGACCUGCCCCGCGCUGGAGGAAUUCGAAGAAAUAUGUGUAGAGAAUGGCUAUGCCCCACCAGAGGAUAAUAUCUGGCGAAACAUCACUUCCUGUUCAUUGACAGAGGUUGAAAAAUGCCAUAAAAAUGAGGAGUACGUAGAAGAUGGAAGUGGAUGUCCCAACACAUGCCUGUCCCCAAAGGCGGAAGAAACCUGUUCUGAUCCUGAUGUUGCAGGGUGUCAGUGUAAGAAAGGUUUUGUGAGAGAUGGAGAUAUCUGCAUACCUGUCAGUCAAUGUGGAUGCACUCUACUGAAGAAACGCGUUCCUGUAAAUUCGAGCAUACUUUCUGUAGACUGCAAACAGAGAAUUUCAUGCACUCUGAGGAACGGUGUUCCAAAAGUUAUAGAAGAACCAGCAAAGUGUAGAACUGACGAAAUAUGUCUGAAUCUAAAAGGAAGAGGGGAAUGUAAAAAAGCUCCAUCUGUUGCUACCAAAGCACCCAUUUCACCUCCAAAAGCUUACUCACCUGAAACUGAACGUAAAUGUAAAGAGGAGAGAAAAGUAAUUCGGUGUGCAAGCCGUACUUUGCAGCUCAGAAGUGGACGAGAGAAAGAUAUCAAGAAACUUUGCAGACUGGGAAUCACCAGAAAAGUCGAAGACUUAGGAGUCCAAUUGGUCAAACAAGACAAAGUGUCUAAACCUUGUAUCAACAAGAAGUCAUUCCGCUUACUCCGGAGGAAAGGGAAAUGGCAUUUGGAAGUUCGCAAUGGUUGUCAAGGGAAAUUCAAGAUCCGAUAUCGAAAGAAAAACUGUAACAGAAAGUGUGGACCCAAUGCAAUAUGGAGAAAAAAUCGAAGAGGUAGAGGAGGCAAGUGUCGAUGCAAGAGAGGCUAUCGUGGAAAUCCAAAGAAGGGAGGAUGUACUGCUUCCUGUUUGUGUCGAGCUUCCGGAGACCCGCACUAUUCAACAUUCGAUGGACAGAAAAUCCAUUUCAUGGGCACAUGCAAGUACACACUAACAAAAACGCUUGGUAAACAACUAUGUGCCUUCAACGUGAUGGUGUACAAUGAGAGACGGUACAAUAAGAAAUCUGUCUCCUAUACCAAGCAGGUCAAUGGAAGAGAUAUAAACGUUAGUAAAAUGCCCUUUGAAAAAGAUGGCAUUUUACUUACGACGAUAGGGCGCCGUUUCGUGAAACUCCAGUCAAAGUCUUGUGGAUUGACGGUGCUUUGGGAUGGCAAGCAUUCUGUGGAGGUGACAGCCGACAAGAGAAGUUACGGUGGCAGGAUGACUGGUAUCUGUGGAGACUGCAAUGGAAAGAGGGAUGACUUCCGUUUGGCCAAUGGUACCAAUGUAUCACGAUUGCCAGCAAAAGACAAGUACAUAGAAAUCGGAGAUAGUUACCGUGUGACAGAUGCUCAGAGUCCUUUAUCUGUGUGCGGUCCCACGCCGGAAUUUUUAAGUUGCACUCCUGAGCAAAGUAAGAGGCUUAGCUCUCAAGAAAAUUGUGGACUGAUGGCGAGCACGUCCAUCGAAAACCCAUUCAAAGUAUGCGUAGAGUGGAUGAAGAAAACAGUGGAAGCGGACGGAAAUAGCCCCUUUUCUUCCUGUCUCAUUGAUGCCUGCAAUAACGACGGCACUCGACUGAAGAGCGUGACUUGCCCUGCACUAGAAGAAUUCGAAGAAGUAUGUGUAGAGAACGGUUAUCCUCCACCAGAACAGAAUAAUUGGAGAAAUAUAACCUCUUGUCCAUUAACAGAACCCGAAAAAUGCAAAGAUAAUGAGGUGUAUUUGGAGGAUGGAAGUGGUUGUCCCAACACUUGCCUGUCCCCAAAAGCGGAAGAAACCUGUUCUGAUCGUGAUAUUGCAGGGUGUCAGUGUAAGAAAGGUUUUGUGAGAGAUGGAGAUUUUUGCAUUCCUAUUAGUCAAUGUGGAUGUGUCCUAUUUAAUAAACAUUUCCCGGUGAAAACAAGCAUACUCUCAAAGGAUUGCAAGGAAAGAAUAUUAUGCACUCUAAGAGACAAUGCCCCAACAAUUAUAAAAGAACCAGCAUCUUGUGGUGAUGAUGAAAUUUGUGUCAAUAUUAAGGGAAGAGGAGAGUGUAGAAAAGGUUAG